AGCAGCACAGCGGCCAGGACGCACAGCCCCAGUCUGCUGUGGACGAACAUGAGCCGCCCCACGUCGUCACACUGAAGUUAUGACUUGAAUAUGGCCGAUAAGGGGCCGUUUUUAACCUCAUGUAUUAUUUUCUACCUGUCGAUCGGGGCCGCAAUAUUCCAGAUUCUCGAAGAACCAAACUGGAUAUCGGCCAAAGACAGAUAUAUCCUGCAGAAAGAAGACGUUCUAAAGAAGUAUACCUGCUUGACUAAAGAAGCUCUGGAUGAGAUUUUGGAGAUCGUGUCGGAGGCUGCAGGUCAAGGUGUGACCAUCACUGGCGAGAAACAUCGAAACACGUGGGACUGGGUCAACUCGGUCGUUUUCGCUGCCACCAUUGUCACCACCAUAGGUUAUGGCAAUGUCGCGCCCAAGACUAAAGGUGGUCGUGUGUUCUGCAUCCUGUAUGGUCUGUGUGGGAUCCCCCUAUGUCUGGUAUGGAUAAGCGAGCUGGGUUCGUUCUUUGGAGACAGAGCCAAGCGUCUGUCGCAGGUUCUGAUCCGUAAAGGCGUUUCAGUGAAAAAGGUCCAGUUAACCUGUACGGCCUUGUUCCUGUUAUGGGGGCUGCUGGUGCACCUGGUGAUCCCUCCAUUUGUUUUCAUGUCUAUGGAAGGAUGGAGCUACCUGGAAGGCAUCUACUUCUCUUUCAUCACUCUCACAACGGUUGGUUUUGGAGAUUAUGUGGCAGGCGUAAAUCCAAACAUAGAGUACCCUAGACUGUACAGAACAUUUGCAGAGAUAUGGAUCUACAUGGGCCUGGCCUGGCUGUCUCUGUUCUUCAGCUGGAACGUCAACAUGGUGGUGAAAGCUCACAAGAAGCUAAAGCAAAGACGACACAGGUACCGAAACUUGGAUGACGAGGAGCCCCAGCUAGAAGGGGAAAAGCAAAACCCAGGCGUAAAGCGGUCUGUCAUCGACAUCUUCAACUUCCUGUCUGAGAAGGAGGAGGACUACAGCACCGUCAUCAACGAUAUUGGACUCGGAGCAAAAAGAAGGAACCCUGAAGAUAAAGUAAACCGCUCUAAGAGCUGCAGCGACAUCUUGGCCAUCCAGACUCUGGAUCACUCACCGAGUCACAAACACAUGAUCAGUAUCAGUCAGGUGUUCAUGGACGCUAAGGUUGAUCCUCCACAAGAGAACAACAGAGACAGUGAACCUCCAGAAUGUGCCAGGACGUCAGGUAGCGUGGAGAACAAGGACAGUUGUGCAUUUGAACCAGAACAUGAUGGUAUCAUCUUCACUGUACCUGACAAAGAUGCUGCAGAAGAACAAACUGCACAGCAGGCUGGUGGAGGGGAGAGUAGGUUCAAAAUAUCCAAAGUAAAUGAAGAUUUGGUUUUGGACAAAGAUGAAAAAGGGUAAAACAACACUGUUGUGUAUCAAGGCGACAAACUGCAUCAGUGCAAUUCAAGCCUGGACUGUUUAACAGUCUCCUGCUUUACAACAGCAUGAUUUCAUGCAACUUUUCGAUUUUUACCUGCGCACAGUGAGACAGUUUCUUCUUCGAGCAAACACUGAAUAAAGAUUGUUUUUAUUUAUUUUUAGAUCCCAUAUCCAUCAAGAUCUUUCUAUACAACAUUUCUAUUAGCGACCAGAACACUUCAAAUCCCAGCACACAGCUUUACAGAGUCAAUAUGCAACUUUCUCUCAUCGGGAACUGCUACAGUGGAGGCAAUUAUCACACGGUCGUGAUCAGCGUACUCCUGAUUUGCCAUUGGCUGCUCUGAGCAUAUGUACUUGAUCGGGAUGACUCAGAGGUAAAAAAAAACAACAUAAUAAACAAUAAUGCAUCAUUUUGAAAUGAAGAAAAGUAACCUCAGAGCCAGGUGGAUCUUCAGGGUCAGCUACACAUUACAGUCUUUGAAUUAAUUAUUUAGGAACCAUCAGGUGUAAUGCUUAAUUUUCAGAUUUUCACUAUUAGAUACAUUUUCAUUCAUUUAUUGAGGAGUGAUUAUUUUGUGAACAGACCCUUUCUUCAUUGUUCUAUAGAUGAAAUGCUCCACAUUAUUAGUCUUCCAUUACAUCUGUGUUAAAACUUUGUCAUGUCAAGAGCUGAAAGAGCCGGGGUGCAGCUUUCCUCAGAUAUGCAUCUCGACUGGCAUUUGCUCUGUGUGCAGCAGAUCUGAAAUGUAAAUUUCCCUGCAGUUUCAACACAGGAUGAAGGAAUCGC
Molecule: messenger RNA, 2206 nt
Organism: Paralichthys olivaceus (Japanese flounder)
Lineage: Eukaryota; Metazoa; Chordata; Actinopteri; Pleuronectiformes; Paralichthyidae
Gene: kcnk5b
Product: potassium channel, subfamily K, member 5b
Biological process (GO): stabilization of membrane potential; potassium ion transmembrane transport
Cellular component (GO): plasma membrane
Molecular function (GO): outward rectifier potassium channel activity; potassium ion leak channel activity
Source: RefSeq, a predicted model, not a curated record